CGUCGAAAACUGAUACACAAAAAUUUACCCAGGGGAACUGUCUUUAUAGUCUUCAGUCAACGUUAGAAAAUACUGUGAUUAUUGGUGACGAUUUGUUAUUUGACAGUUUAUUCUGGGAGUGAUAUAAAUUUCUGCAUCAAUUGAUCUAAUAUAAAUUAGCAAUAAUGCCUGGCACCGUUGAACAUCGUUCGGUCACCGGAAUGGUGAAUUUAAUCCGUAAACUGUUACGUGGGAAAGAUCACGUAAAUGCUCUACGCUUUGCUGAUUGUCUUGCUGCCCGCACACAACCUCCACCUGAAAUACCUGGUGGUCCAUAUCAUAAGACCUCAAAAAUCUACUACUUUACCAGGGAUGCCAGACGAGAGGUGCAACCCCCAACAGUUAUUGCUACCAGUCACCAAAUCGCUUCAUCUGGCCAAGUAUCAACUGAAGUUAAACCGGUCACACCUGGAAAAGUGUUCGAAUGUGAUUAAGUAAUUAUGAAAUGGUAGUUGGCGUAGAAUUACAGUGGUAAAAUUUGAAUGUAAAUAAACGAAAUAAAUAUAUGCUGACAAUUACUA
This is a messenger RNA of Neodiprion virginianus, 560 nucleotides long. RefSeq names its product NADH dehydrogenase [ubiquinone] 1 alpha subcomplex subunit 7-like. The transcript is spliced from 3 exons. The record is from RefSeq and is a predicted model, not a curated record. Gene Ontology annotation, cellular component: mitochondrial inner membrane. The coding region runs from base 165 to 473 and encodes 102 amino acids. Lineage: Eukaryota; Metazoa; Arthropoda; Insecta; Hymenoptera; Diprionidae. Gene Ontology annotation, biological process: ATP synthesis coupled electron transport; mitochondrial electron transport, NADH to ubiquinone.